CAGAACUCCAGCCAUGAUCGGCUGCUCUUUCGUGGUAGAUCGGGAAUACUUUGGUGAGAUCGGUCUGCUGGAUCCUGGCAUGGAGGUCUACGGCGGUGAGAACAUCGAGCUGGGCAUGCGGGUGUGGCAGUGUGGUGGGAGCAUGGAAGUCCUCCCGUGCGCCAGAGUGGCCCAUAUCGAGCGCACCAAAAAACCCUACAACAAUGACAUCGAUUACUACGCCAAGCGCAAUGCCCUGCGAGCCGCUGAGGUGUGGAUGGACGAAUACAAAUCCCACGUCUACAUGGCCUGGAACAUUCCCAUGAAUAACCCUGGGGUUGAUUUCGGGGAUGUCUCGGAGCGCUUGGCCUUAAGGAAAAGGCUGCAAUGUCGGAGUUUCCGCUGGUACCUUGAACACGUCUACCCGGAGAUGCGAAUCUAUAACAACACCAUCACAUAUGGCGAGGUGAGGAAGACCAAACUGUAAUCAGUAUACUGUCUGAAAACCGGUGCAGAUGACUCAGAUAACAGUAGUGUAACACAUUUGAUUCCCUUUGGCUUGCAGCUGGCUCGCUACUCUACGGAGGGGCUUCUCCAGCUUGGUCCCCUGGGGUCCACCACCUUCCUGCCUGAUACAAAAUGCCUCAUCGAUGAUGGCAGAGGACGCACUCCCAGUCUGAAAAAAUGCGAUGCCGUGUCGAGGAUUUCCCAGAGGCUUUGGGACUUUACACAGAAUGGGCCGAUCAUCAGCAGAGACAGUGGCCGAUGCUUGGAGGUAGAAAUGUCCAAAGACGCCAACUUCGGCCUUCGCCUUGUGGUCCAGAGAUGCUCUGGUCAGAAGUGGAUGAUACGAAACUGGAUUAAGCAUCCCAGGCACUGAAACCAGAGAAAGACCUCUGAGACAGUUUGGGCAGCGUUUCAAGUCACAGUUAGAUCUUAAACUGUGGACAGUUCAGAGCGAGCAGAGCGCCGGUGGUGCUGGUGUGUGGUAUUUCACACCACGGACUACACAGUACACUGGGUCUCCCUCAGGCCACAGAGCUUUCCAAUACUGAGUUUUAAAGAAGAAUAUGUUCAAUCCGUGUGUUCCACUGAGCUGCACAUUCAUACCAGACCUUAUGGCAGGCUGCACCGUUUGAAAUGGCCCACAUCUGAUAUUCAGCUACAGUUGUACAUGUAUAGAGUCAUCUGAGUGCAGCCCCUGAAGGUGGUUCAACGUUCUAGUAAUUAUAUUGUUUCUACUGUAAAAGUAUCAGCUCUUUGGAGAUGAGAAAGCGUGGGUGGGUGUGUGAUUUUAUUUUUUUCCUGAGUGAAUCGGAGCAAAUCAGAAGAUAUAAUUGCUGUCAGUUGCCACAUGAAAGUGAUUAUUUUGGGCUGUGGUAUGGAAAAUUGCUUUGGACUUAAUGUGCUGCCCUGGCAAGACAUGUAAUAGGCUUCAAAGGGGCUGCCCAUCAUUAGACCGGGGGACAUUUCAGCUGCACUCACAUAAACCACGACGGUUCUUUGUUUCUUUGGACUGUAUUGCUCACUGUGGACACGAGCAAUCACGUGCCUUUUUGUCUCAUUUUUCUGCUUCAUCUGACCAGGGAAUGUCAGUCCCAAAAGCAUGUACAAAAUUAUUUGAAAGUUAUUAAUAUAUAAAACAAUGUAUAAAACAGUCUAAUGAUAGUAAUAUAUUGUAAAGGGAAAAAACAGUGGAACAUUGAUAUCCGUAAUCCGAUAAUAAAUUAGGAUAAUAAAAUCAUUUUUAUGACAAA
This is a messenger RNA of Neolamprologus brichardi, 1736 nucleotides long. Lineage: Eukaryota; Metazoa; Chordata; Actinopteri; Cichliformes; Cichlidae. The record is from RefSeq and is a predicted model, not a curated record.